This is a messenger RNA of Penicillium brevicompactum, 2499 nucleotides long. Its product is annotated as peptide alpha-N-acetyltransferase complex A subunit NAT1. Gene Ontology annotation, cellular component: cytoplasm; NatA complex. Gene Ontology annotation, molecular function: protein binding; protein-N-terminal amino-acid acetyltransferase activity. The transcript is spliced from 3 exons. The record is from RefSeq and is a predicted model, not a curated record. The coding region runs from base 1 to 2499 and encodes 832 amino acids. Gene Ontology annotation, biological process: N-terminal peptidyl-methionine acetylation. Lineage: Eukaryota; Fungi; Ascomycota; Eurotiomycetes; Eurotiales; Aspergillaceae.
AUGCCGCAACCAUUGCCUUCCAAGGACCAGUCCUUGUUUCGUCAGGUGGUUCGCCACUUUGAACUGAAGCAGUACAAGAAAGGUAUCAAGAUCGCAGACCAGGUUCUUCGGAAAAACCCUACCCAUGGCGAUACUCAAGCCAUGAAGGCUCUGAACAUGAGCCAGAUCGGGCAAUCGGAGGAGGCCUUUGCGCUCGCCAAGGAGGCUCUUCGCAAUGAUAUGAAGUCGCAUAUCACCUGGCACGUGUAUGGACUGUUGUACCGCCAGGAGAAGAACUACGAGGAGGCUAUCAAGGCAUACCGAUUCGCUCUGCGCCUUGAGCCCGAGUCGCAGCCCAUUCAGCGCGACCUGGCUCUGCUCCAGAUGCAAAUGCGGGAUUACCAGGGUUACAUCUCGAGCCGCAACUCCAUGCUCCAAGCUCGACCGGGCAUUCGUUCGAACUGGACCGCGCUUGCGAUCGCUCAUCAUCUGGCUGGGGAUCUGGCAGAGGCUGAAAAGGUUCUGACUACAUUCGAGGAGACACUGAAGGGAGUUACAUUGCCUGUCGCCGAUAUGGAAAACUCCGAGGCUAUCUUGUACAAAAACACCAUCAUCGCGGAGACUAGUCUCGAGAGAGCUCUGGAGCACCUCGAGGCCGUUGGUUACCGAUGUACCGACCCACUCGCCGUCUUGGAAAUGAAGGCAGACUACCUGUUGCGAUUGGAUCGCAAGGCCGAUGCGGAGGCAGCGUACACUGCUCUAUUGGAACGCAACCCAGACAACUCAAUUUAUUACAAUGGCUUGAUCCUGGCGAAGUCCAUCCCCGAAAAUGACCACAAAGCAUUGAAGGCUCUAUACGAUGAAUGGGUGGAGAAGUACCCUCGCUGUGAUGCUGCUCGCCGCAUUCCCCUCGACUUCCUGGAAGGCGAGGAUUUCAAGCAGGCGGCGGAUGCUUACCUGCAGCGUAUGCUGAAGAAGCGUGUUCCCUCAUUAUUCGUCAACGUCAAGCACCUCUACGUCAACACAGCUAAGCGUGAUGUGGUGCAAGGCUUGGUGGAAGAACUGCUUUCCACCCAGCAGAAUGGCUCUGCGGAAGCCAACGGAGACAACAGCGAAUACCUGUCCUGCAUAUAUUACUUCCUCGCCCAACACUACAACUUCCACCUCAGCCGCAAUCUCCCCAAGGCCAUGGAAAAUGUCGAGAAGGCCAUUGAGCUGCUCCCCAAGGCAGUGGAGUACCAAAUGACCAAGGCACGAAUCUGGAAGCACUACGGUAACCCAGGCAAGGCAGCAGAAGAGAUGGAAAAGGCUCGACUUUUGGAUGAAAAGGACCGUCACGGUAACACCAAGGCCGCUAAAUAUGUGCUCCGAAACAACGAUAACGAGAAGGGCUUAGAGCUCAUGAGCAAGUUCACUCGCAAUGAGACUGUCGGCGGUACACUGGGUGAUCUCCACGAGAUGCAAUGCACCUGGUUCUUGACCGAAGAUGCUGAGGCCUUCCUCCGACAGAAGAAGAUCGGUCUUGCCUUGAAGCGCUUCCACUCUGUUUACAACAUCUUUGAGACCUGGGCGGAGGACCAGUUCGACUUCCACAGUUUCUCCCUCCGCAAGGGUAUGAUCCGAGCUUACGUAGACAUGGUUCGCUGGGAGGAUCGUUUGCGCGAGCACCCCUUCUACACAAGGUUGGCUAUUGGUGCCGUCAAAACGCACCUGCUUCUCCAUGACCAGCCCGAUCUCGCAUACGGUCCUAUCCCUAGCGGGCCCGAGGGACUCAACUCGACUGACGAGAACGAGAGGAAGAAGGCUCUCAAGAAGGCAAAGAAGGAGCAGCAGCGCUUGGAGAAGAUCGAGUCUGACAAGCGCGAGGCAAGGAAGGCUGCCGCUGCCAACGCCAAGAGCGCCGACGGAGAGACCAAGAAGGAGGACGCGGACCCUCUAGGCAAUGCCCUGGUCUCAACUCAAGACCCAUUGAAGGAUGCCAUGAAGUUCUUGACCCCUCUGCUUGAAGCCACCCCCCAAAACAUCGAGGGCCAAUGCCUCGGCUUUGAGGUUUACUCUAGGAGAAACAAGCACCUUCUUGCCGUCAAGUGCUUGGCAGCUGCUCAUGCCAUCGACCCCGCCAACCCUACUCUCCACCUUCAAUUGCUUCGCUUCCGCAAGACUCUUGAUAGCCUCUCUGAGCCUCUUCCCGAGAAGGUUGCCGAAGCUAUCAACGCCGAAUUUGAUAAGCUUCUCCCCAAGUCUCAGAACCUCGAAGAGUGGAACGAGUCCUUCCUUUCCUCUAACAAGGCCAGCGCUGCUCACGUGCAGGCCGGCCUCUCCGCCCGCCAGCUUCUCAAGCCGGAAACCAAGUCUCAGUGCGAGAAGGAGCUGCUCGCCACUCUUGACUUGCCUGAGAUUACCAUUGACGAGGCUGUUGUUGGCUUGGAAACCUUGAACGAGUGGGGCAGUGAUAAGACUGCUUACGCUGAGAAGGCCAGCAAGAAGUGGCCUGAGUCUUCUGUCUUCGAGCUGAACUGA